UUUGGUGUUUGGCAAAAAAACAUUUGGGUGUACAUAAAGUUUAAGAUGCUAAACAUGAAGUAGAUAAAUAUAUCUUUAAGAAGAUGUAUACAACAUUUGGCUGAGAUGAAUAGGGAAGUUUUUAUGAACAAUUUAACAAAAAGUGGCUCAAGUCUCCCGCCUUCCCCUUACUUGGACCUCUUCAUUAUCACAAUGAAUAUAGACUUCGCUUAACAAAACCCAUAAUAUUUAUAUCAACUAUAAAAAAUUUAGAAUUGAGUGACGUCUUUGUUCAGCUGGAUAAAAAAAAGUCCAUAUUAAAAUAACUCGAAACAUUCAUGGUUUAACAAGCUGAAACUAUGGAAAUUUAUUUGAUUGUUUAAUCAAUAAAGCUGAAGUUACAAAAUAUUGUAUGUUCAUACAGAAGUUUUAUUGGAAACAAAAUCAUUUAAAUUAAAAUUAAAUGGCUGGCAAACCAAAAAAGAAACGAAAUAGCAAAGACUCCACCGGCCAAGCAAACGGAAAUGGUGAACCAAAGAAAAAAGGUGGCAAAAAGAAAGCCGCAUCUAAAGGCAAAUCAUUUCAAUGUGACAUCUUUAAUGAUGCAACUAUGGAGAAUGCUUAUUAUGUGUGUCACAACAUUCAGGACGUUCUUAAAUCACGGGGUUUCGCGUGGCCUGAUGGUCAGAAGAAAAAGAAGAAGGGAAAACAUUAAAAAAUAACUUUGUUUUUAAAUUUGUAUGUAUGUUUGGUUUUGAUUUUGAAAUUUUUAAUUAAAUAAUUAAAAACUUUAAUAAAAUAUAGAGUGAAA
Molecule: messenger RNA, 790 nt
Organism: Episyrphus balteatus (marmalade hoverfly)
Lineage: Eukaryota; Metazoa; Arthropoda; Insecta; Diptera; Syrphidae
Product: small lysine-rich protein 1
Exons: 2
Coding region: 443-694 (83 amino acids)
Source: RefSeq, a predicted model, not a curated record